This is a messenger RNA of Giardia duodenalis, 474 nucleotides long. RefSeq lists its product as uncharacterized. The transcript has a single exon. The record is from RefSeq and is a predicted model, not a curated record. The coding region runs from base 1 to 474 and encodes 157 amino acids. NCBI's taxonomy places the organism in Eukaryota, Fornicata, Diplomonadida, Hexamitidae.
AUGGAGCACAAGAUUCGCACAGAGCCUCGCUAUCUUCGCCAAAUGGCUGUCAACAACCUUGUACACGGAAUCCUGUACUUGGUGCUAGCCAUUUGCGGAGCCAUAGGGUGUUCUCGAAUCUACCUUUUGCCAAACACGUUUCAGUUUAAAUCGGCUCUGGCGACCAUGACGGCCUUCUUCUUUCUCGAGGGACCUAUGCUCCUGAUCAGCUUCUGGCACCGUCUACGUCGUGAGUCCAGUAGUUACAACAUAAUGAUUUUGAAUGUAAUCAGGACAAUGGUCACUGUCGUCAGAUACUGCAUCAACAUUUGGCUCAUCUUUGCUCUCUUUAAGAUCAACGCUAUGGACUUGUCCGAACCCUUUUCCUUCUGGACCGGAGUGACGAUUGCUCUGUUUCACGUGCUUGAGCUCUUCUUCCUUAUUUCUAUUUUCAUGUCUGCGCUGCUCCGACCAAUCGUUUGCUGCUGCGUGUAG